CGCGUCCAGGUGACGCUCCGCAGAGUUUUGUGAAUCUGGACCUUUAAUGGCGGAUCUUUGGCCUCACGGUUCUGAACUCGACGCGAUGACCGACGAGAGAACCGCCGCAGCGUUUUCUGGCCUCUGCAGGAUGGACCGGAGGUUCUGCCGGCUGUGAGCGUGUUCCGGUCCGAUCAGAGCGAUGAGUGUUUCCGACGGUUUCGGCAUGAAGCUUCCUCUUCGCGCCGCCGCCUCCGACCUGAACGGGAACGCCUUCCCUGUGUCUUCCUCGUCCUCCUCGUCCUCGUCCUCGCCGGAGUCGCUGCGCGGCCUGAGCGGCGCCGACAGCCCACCGGACUACGACAUGCUGGAGGUCACCCUGACGACCGUCAUGGCCACCGCGGACGCUGUCGUCAUUUCAAAAUGGCUGCCGCAGGAGGACACGCCAGAGGACGACGUCUCGGCGGGAAAAACAGAGUCCAACGACAACUCGGUGUCGGUGUACCUGGACGCCGACGAGUUCCGGAGAGACGCCUGGAACGACAACCUGACGUUGUCCCUGACGACCAGCAGCGGUAGCCAUGGGAACGACGACCCCUCGACCCCAGACUCUGACGCCACGGAGAUCCCUGCCGACGACGACGAUGACGAGGACGAGGACGAGGAGGCUCUGUUUCUGUCCGUCAGCUCCGAUAUCAACCUGACGCUGAACCCGGAGCUCGCCUGCCCUCCGGUUCUGCCCGAUGACACCCAGACCGAGCCGCCGGCGUCCGAGGACCUGAGUGAAAGCACCCAGGUCACACUUCCUGUAGCUCGGUCCAAAUCUGCCGCCACCAGAACCAAGCCGAGCGGCGUGAACUCGGGUCAGAGAGUCUCCAAACCGGACCUGAAGACAGCCAGAACCAACGUCGGGUCACGAAGCAACCAGUCACCACCGAAAACACCCAGUCAGAUCAGAGCUGCUCCGGUCAAUACGAGGCGAGCAGCUUCCAGGAAGGAGGAGGCGGCUGAUGGAGGCAAAAGGCCGACGGCGGGUCCGGUCCGAGUCGCCGUGGUGCUGAGACCCAUCAGAGCCAAGAGCCACAAGCCCGAGGAGCAGAGGAGGCUGUCGGCCUCCAGCAGCUCUCUGGGCUCCGAGGCGUCUCCCGGCCGGGCGGUCCGACAGAACCGGGAGGAUGGAGCUCCGCUGACGGACAUGGAGAAGCCGAGGAGUCGCGUCAGGAAAGUCUCGUCCAAGCCGGGGCCCGGAGCCAGGCAGCAGCAGCAGCCGCCGGGCCGAGUGGCGCCGCCUCCGGGCUUGGGGACUGGACCUCCGGGACGGGGCAGCCCCGGGCCCAGACCGGCCCAGACCGAAGGCUCCUCGGCGGGGGAAGGCGGGCAGAGCGCCGGCAGCGGAUCUCCGAGCAAACUGAGACCGAGCCCGAGCCAAGGAAUCCCCAAACCUCGGACCAGUUCGUUCACCGCCUCCAAACCAGCAGCCAAUCAGCAGCCGGCGUCGGCAUCGUCGGGGCGACCAGCAGCGCCCGCCUCCUCCUCCUCCAAGCUUCCCGUGAAGGGAUUACCCACAAGCCUCAGCGCCUCGUCGCUGGGAAGCAACGAGAACGGUGGCGCGGCGAGCAGAGCCGACCCGUCGCCUCACGGAGCUCCAGGAACCCGACCGGAGGACCGACCCAGCAGAAGCUCCGCCAAGCCCCCCGGCUGCAGCAGCACCGAUGGUCCCAGUGCUCCCAGUGCUCCCAGUGAUGCCACCAGCGGUGCCAUGAAGCUUCCAGCCAUGAGAAGCAGAGCUUUGUCUCUGCAGGCCCGAAGCUCCGCCACAGGGCUGAAGCCUCCGGCCGUCUCCGCCCACGGCGCCACCAAGCCGGCCGCCCCAAUGGCGCCCAGGACGCCCGCCGCAGGCCAGAACCAGAGCCGGCCGACCCAGAACCCCCUGCAGCGCAGUGGCUCGGCCAGGCUGGGUCGCCCCAGCAGCUUAGUGGACAAGAACAAACCGGCGGCGAGAUCCAGCGGCGGCAGCCAGACGGCCGAGAAGAACCAGAACCAGCAGCUGCCUCCACCUGAGCAGGUUCCAGAUGUGGUGAAUGCUAACACACCAGCGGCACCGGUUCUCCCGGUUCCUGCCACCGAUAACGCCACAUCAGGCUCCACCGGACCCUCCGGCUUCAGAGCCAGAACUGGGCUCCGAUCCAGCCCCAAGGCAGCCUCCCGCCUGCAGAAUGCAACCAGAGCUGCAGGAGGCGCUGCCCCGGUGGACGGGUCGGCCGCGGCCAAACAGAACCAGAACAAGGAGCAGGCAGAGAAGAAGAACCAGGCCAUCAGCCAGCUGAGGAAGCUGCUGCUCCAAGGAAACCGGCGGGUCGAGGCUCUGGCGACGGUCAUCCAGCACCUCUUCACUGAGCGUGAGGAGGCCUUGAAGCAGAAGAAGGAGCUUUCACUGGAGCUGUCCAACCUCCGGGACGAACUCGCGUCGUCGUCGCAGUGCUGCGAGCGCCUGCAGAAGGAGAAGGAGGAGGUCCGGCUGGGCUUGGAGGAGGCGCUGAGGAGGCUGGAGGAGCAGCACAAGGAGGAGCUGGUGCAGCUGGAGGACAGACUGAGGAGCUUCUACCAGACGGAGUGGGACAAAGUUCACCAGGCGUACCAGGAGGAGGCCGACAGGUGUCGCAUGCUGAUGGAGCAGCAGGUGGAGGAGCUGAGGAGCCGACAGGAAGCCGAGAGGAGGAGCCAGGAGGAGAGCCACGGCCAGACCAUGGAGGCCCUCAGGCGGCAGUACGAGGCCUCGGUGGAAGAGCUGCAGAGGCAGCAGCAGACGGAGGUGGACGCCCUGCAGAAGGCUCUGACGGAGACGGAAGCUUCUCUCUCUGAGAAAAUAUCGGAGCUGUCGGCGGAGAAGGAGGAUCUGAGCGAGAAGCUGGAGGCCGAAGAGGAGCGACGGAGGCGAAUCCUGUCCGACAAGAAUCUGAAGGACUCGCACACGGUUUACCUGGAGCAGGAGCUGGAGAGCCUCAAGGUGGUCCUGGAGAUCAAGAACCAGCAGCUGCACCAGAAGGACAAGAAGCUCAUGGACAUGGACAAGCUGGUGGAGGCCAACGUCAAGCUGGAGGAGAGUCUGACCCGAGUGCAGCAGGAGAACGAGGACUACAAGGCCCGCAUGGACCGGCACGCCGCCCUGUCCAAGCAGCUGUCCACGGAGCAGGCCAUCCUGCAGCAGACCCUGCAGAAGGAGUCGAAGGUGAACAAGCGGCUGUCGAUGGAGAACGAGGAGCUGCUGUGGAAGCUCCACAACGGCGACCUGCUGGCGAGCCCCCGCCGCCUCUCCCCCACCUCCCCCUUCGGCUCCCCCAGGAACUCCGCCUCCUUCCCCACAGCUGCUCCGUUGUCGCCCAGAUAACCCGACAACGCGCCGCCGGAAGUCGCGUCACGGACUUGUACAUUUUGAACGAACUGAGUCGCCGCGGCGGCACCGAUGCACUUAACGCGAGCGUGGGACUGUCCUCGCUCCGGAUCUACGCCUGGCUCUCCAACACACCUUCCUUCUUUGUCUGAAGGAAACUGAGCAGCAGGCACACCUCAGGGUCUGUACAUAGAUAUCUCCCCUUCCCUUUUGUUAUGCUGUACAGCUCCGCUCAUCCUUCCAAAGACGUGGAUGAGAGAAAACCUUGGAUCUGUGGAAACAGACUUGUUUGGGUUUGGCGGAUGUUAAAAUGACGGGUACUUCGUGGUGGAUUUGCAUGGAUUGUUUUGUUGUUUUUUUUGCCUUUUCCCUUCUUUUGAAAGAGAUUUUUUUGUUCCUCCCAAAGAGCGAAGCUCAAUCACCGAUCUGCCUCAGACGGACGCUCGCUUGGUCCGUCUGAGGAGCUGAAUCACUGACAUGAACGCUGAUCCUCUGUGAGCUCCUCACAACCUCUACCUUAAUCUGCUCUGUGGAAUGUAAUCACCCCUGGAUGCUAAACACCGUCUCUGAGCCAAAUAUGCAGUUUAUUUAACAGGAGGGUGUUGGCCUUGUCCCUUUACUUCCCCCUUGAAGCCCUCAUUAACUAAUGAACACAGACCUCCCCUCAGCCUUUGUGCCCCAACAGAACUCAGCCCUCCAGGCAGACAGCAGCCUGUUUUACUCAACCCAAAAGACAGAAACUCACUUUGUUUGUCUGUCGUUUGUCCUGAAAAACCUCAGAUGUACCCAAAAUGCCUCAGUGUACAGGGUCCUGUUUUAUGUUGGACACAGAAUAAAUACGAUACGACAUCA
This is a messenger RNA of Stegastes partitus (bicolor damselfish), 4222 nucleotides long. RefSeq names its product microtubule-associated tumor suppressor 1 homolog. NCBI's taxonomy places the organism in Eukaryota, Metazoa, Chordata, Actinopteri, Pomacentridae. Gene Ontology annotation, cellular component: nucleus; cytoplasm. Bases 182 to 3367 code for a protein of 1061 amino acids. The record is from RefSeq and is a predicted model, not a curated record. The transcript has 18 exons. Gene Ontology annotation, molecular function: microtubule binding.